This is a messenger RNA of Nasonia vitripennis (jewel wasp), 3551 nucleotides long. RefSeq names its product DNA N6-methyl adenine demethylase (gene Hand). Lineage: Eukaryota; Metazoa; Arthropoda; Insecta; Hymenoptera; Pteromalidae. Gene Ontology annotation, biological process: regulation of transcription by RNA polymerase II; developmental process. The record is from RefSeq and is a predicted model, not a curated record. The coding region runs from base 2173 to 3075 and encodes 300 amino acids. Gene Ontology annotation, molecular function: RNA polymerase II transcription regulatory region sequence-specific DNA binding; protein dimerization activity; DNA-binding transcription factor activity, RNA polymerase II-specific. The transcript has 3 exons.
AUUCGUGGCAACAAUUAUAUUCCGGAGUAUAUCGUAGGCCGCGAUAAGGUGAAAUUCGUCGAUAAAAGAGCGGCCAAUAAACCUUCCGCGUAUAAUAUUCCGUGGAAAGAAACCAGACGCAGUAGCUAUAUUAUAUAUAGCUAUAUAAUACGCUCAUCUCCGUUAUACAAAACUUUGUUUCCCCUCGAUCCAGCGGAGAGACAGACUAAUUUGUCUGCAGCGCCGGUGUGUGCGUGGGAGCAUCAUGCAGAGAAAAGUCAAAGGACGAAAGCGUCGCCGGCACAAGUAGCUCCGCGGUUUAGCUCUUGGAUGUCUCCUCGAAGAAGGAAAAGCCGGCGCUUAUCGUAUACUGGCUGUAUAGUAGGGCCGCCUGCUGAAAAACGAAGAGGCGCACUUAUGGCUACUAAUAUAUGCGCCGUCGGCUUUGAUCUGUCGCGGUUGCGGAGGAGCGCAUCCAGGGGCUAUUGUCGGUUUUCGGUAAAACCGGUGGCGCUCGCGGGCGGGACUGUACAUGAUACGCUUUCGAGUGUAUGUAUAUAAAUAAGUGUUGGGGAAUGUCAGUGGUAUCUUUUUGAUAUAGAUGCUGCGCAUGGUUUAUGAUUGCGGCAGAUGUGCGUAGGUAUACUGAUACGAAAUAAUUAUAAAUUUUAUAGAUAGAUUUCUUUCUUGUACGGUCUUUGUCCCGAUACUUAGUUACGUAAUUUAUUUCCAAGGUAAUGUUAAUUGAACGGUAAAAUUUACGAAUCUCUCUGGUGCCAAAUUUUCCUUAUUUUAUCCCAAACUAUAUACGUUAAAAAUGAAAACGCAGUCAAUAUAAAUGUUAAUUUGAUAAUCCGAUAUUCUCAUCAGCGGAUCCCGUCCAACCGCGAUAGUCAAAAACAGAUUCCCGAACCACAUGCGAAAUAUGAUUGAAACAAAAAGUCGGCGGGAAUUCAAAAAGAGUCGCCGCCGCUCAUCUACAGCCUACAUGGAUAAUGCGCUUGCCGGCGUUGAUCUUUCGACUGUCUCUCGCUCUACUCUCUCGCGAUAUUUAUCAAGCAAUAAUCGCGAUAGCCCCCAGCGUGUCUGUCUUAUACACAUCUAAGUGGAGCAAAAGUAGACACAAGGGAGAAAGCAGAAGCGCCAGACGCGCGCUGCACCGUCGAGGGGUGAAAGCAACCGCGCGACGCAAUCCAGAGCCGCUGCCGCUCUCCCGUUUAUCUCGAGGUAAUCGCGCUAAUAAUGCCUGUUAUGAGCCUCGUCACCGAGAAAUUUUGGUCGAGGCUGUUUUGGUAUAGACCUGCGCGCGGUGAACAUCAAAAAGGAGACGCCCGUCGUUUUUUUUUCUGAUGUGGAUGCGGUGGGAAGUGUCGUGGGUUUUCCUGAUAUACUCUUGGAAUCAUCGGUGUAUGAUGAUGAUGGACCGAGCUGAGCUGGGAAACUUUGGAAUGUAUAAAAAUAAACGUAUAUAUUAUAGUUUCAAUGAAUUUGAGUUUCUUCGCGAGAAAAUGUUUGCUAAUUAUUAAAAAUUAAAAUUUUCAACUUGACAAGAAAAAACCCACUCCGCUAUCCCGCCUCGUUAAAAACAAACUCUUAAAUAACGGCGCUCCCUCAGCCGGAUCGCACGGACUCUCCUAAAUCAUCCACGGACCAGCGAUCCUACGAUCAUCUCUCUACCCCCCCCCCCAGCAUCAGCCAAUCGUUCGUUAUCAAAGAACACACCAUCCGCGGUUAGCGCUUCCCACCCCGCAAUUUACUAAUUGAAUCGUCGCGGUUAUGACAUUACGCCACACGAGCUAUAAGUCGAGGCGCAUAUACCUAUAGAGCCAUACACCAGCACACAAGCUCCGCCCAUCGCCGGUGGGCUGGGCCUAUUUCAUCUCGGGGCGGCCACCCACGCGCCUCGAGGCCCAAGUACGGAUCCUCCGCUCGUCGCUCUCGAGGCACACUCGCACCGCGACUCCGACCGCGCGCACGCGUUGAUCCUUGCGCUAUUAGUCGACUUUUACUUUAUCUCGCGCUUCGUAUCUUUGUGCUUGUUCUUCAGAGCUUCGAUCGAGGGAGAUCGAUUUUUGGUUUCGUCCUCGAGAGUGACUCUCAGUGUGUUUUGUGAAUCGUGUGCGACUUGUGUGUUUGGAGAACGUUUUUGGGAUUUUUAUACUGUUCGGAGCUUUAUUGGAGUUCGCCGACAAGAUGAUUGGAGGAUACGAGGCUCAGGCUGAUUACUACCCCCAAUGGCACCAGCCGUACAACUACGUUACACAGCUACCUUAUGGAAUCCCAGACAUGGACAGCCAGUCGACGUACUGGGGCGCCGACUCGGGCAUAUCCGGCGGCAGUUCCGGUGCCGGUAGUCCGGCAGCCUCGACGCCGCCCUUGAUCGAAGAAAUCGGUAUCCCCGAGCCCGGCGCUUACACCUACCCCCAGGCGAGUCACUACACCAGCAACAGCCACCACCACCUUCAGCAGCACUACAACGGCGAGCUGGUGUACCAACAGCAGCAUCAACAACAGCAGCAGCAGCAACAGCCCAGUCAGCAGUUACCGAUGACGACGAGUCAGGACUGUUCGACUCUCCAGCAACAGCAGCAACAGCAGCAACACCACCAACAGCAGCAACAGCAGCAGCCACAGGAACAGCAGAACCCGACGUCGAUGCUGCAGCAGCACGUAAGGUGCGUAGGCGACGGGCUUGGUCUGGUCGUAAGGCCGAAGCGUCGGAACACGGCUAAUAAGAAAGAGCGCAGGCGGACGCAGAGCAUCAACAACGCGUUCGCCGAUCUGAGGGACUGCAUACCGAACGUACCUGCCGAUACCAAGCUGUCCAAGAUCAAGACCCUCAGGCUCGCCGCCAGUUACAUCGGCUAUCUCAUGGCUGUUCUCGACAGCGACGAGGGCGAGGAGCCGCAGACUUUCCGGGCGGAGAUUCUAUCCAGCGGCAGGAGGAACAAGUCGCAGGCUAGUCUGAGCGACGUGGCGAUGCACGUGAUGGGAAUGCAGGAAGAAACGUCGAAGGGCAAAGGCCGAACCGGUUGGCCCCAGCACAUGUGGGCCCUCGAAUUGAAGCAGGAACCGCCGGCGAGUACUCUGCAAUGAGCGAUCCGAGUUUAACUCGUUCGAAUUGUAUGCAACCGCGUCUAAGAACUAAUGACGACGCAUGUAAUGUAGAGUUAAAGCAUAUAGGCAAUGCGAUGUGUACGUACCUUGUAAAUAUAGUCGCAUUUCCGAUCUCAGUGCUCAAAAUGUUUUGUUAAGCUGUAAAUAUAGACUACUGUGCCAAAUGUUUUAUAUAUAGUAUUUAUAAGUAUAUUGCUCUAUCGUAUAAAACAUAGAUUUAUAUCAUUAUUACUAUUAUGUAUCAUGCGAAGGCCAAAGAAAAACGAGUAUAAAAAAAACGUACUUAAAUUCUUUACAAAAACAUCAUAUUAUUAUUCUAUUACAUAUUUUUGUCCCUUCUCUUCGAUCGCUUUUCCAAAAACGCGUAGAGAGCGUCGCGAGUAUUGUCUGUAAAAUUUUGUAUAAAGUGUAAUUAAUACGUCUUACUUGAUAUUAAAAAGAAACAGUUCAAACGA